CCAGUUCAAAAACACCUUUCAAAGGUUGAGUAACGUAAUCCUCUUUUCCUCCAAAAAAACUUUCUGGUUUCUCCAUAUUAAUCUCUUCCCUAAUUUUCUCCACCUACCAUUCUUGUCUUUGUCGUUCAUAAUUUCCUUUCUUAUUUUUGGCUUACUAGUUUCUGCUUAUUUGCUUGAUUCCUUUUUGAUCAACCUUUGUUCAUUGUCUCAAAUUUGAGACAACCCCAUAUCUUGAAAUCAUAUUUCUAACGUUGUUGUUUGUGUUCUUUGUGGAGAUUCCAAGGUGGGUAUUUCUGGGGUUGUUGUUGAUUUUUUCUCAGACAAUGAGUUUGGGUUUUCUUUAGUUAGGAAUCAAUCUAUGAUCUUCUUGAUUUCCACCACCCUUUUAGGCUUUUGUUUUGUUCAAUCUUUCUCUGUAUUGUUUCUCUACCAUUUUUAUGACUUUUCAUGAAGACCCUUGACACCCUCUAAAUAGUAGCUUUCUAUUAUUGAAGAACAACCUUUUUUGAUUGUCCCAAAAAGUUAAUCUUGAAUUAUAGCCACAGUAUUGAAUUGAAAAUGUCAGGUUUAAGGCAGAGUGCUAGUUCAUCUGCAUCAGAAGAUGAUCAAAGGUAUGCAGGAAUGGAUGAAAAGAAGAGGAAAAGGAUGAUUUCGAACAGGGAAUCAGCGAGGCGUUCGAGGAUGAAGAAGCAAAAGCUUUUGCAAGAUUUGACAGGGGAAGUGAGCAGAUUACAGGGUGCAAACAAGAACAUUGUGGCUAAGAUUGAACAGACAACAGAAAGAUAUGCAAUUUGUGUUGCACAGAAUAAUGUGCUGAGGGCACAGGCAACGGAAUUGACUGAUAGGUUGAGGUAUUUAAAUGAUGUUAUUGAUGGUACUGGUUUGGCUGUGGAUGUUGCUGCUGAUCCUUUGUUGAAGCCAUUGCGGACCCCGUUUUCAAUGCAGCCCAUUGCUUCUUCAGGCUUGUUUAAAUUUUGACUGUCAAAUGGUUGUCUUUGUGGCUAUUUUGGAUAACUUUGCUUCCAUUAGUCCACAUUAAUAGUUUCUUUGGAUGGUAAUGUUGUGUUAGUUUUGACUUUGUUUGUUAUGCUGUGUGUAUCUGUUUAGUCUUUGAACCAUGUAAAUGCCAAAAAUUAGUUGGGAGUUGUGGGAUCAGAAUGUUUUAAUCUUACCUUCUUGUUUUUGUUUA
Lycium ferocissimum is the source of this 1189-nucleotide messenger RNA. Its product is annotated as bZIP transcription factor 53-like. The record is from RefSeq and is a predicted model, not a curated record. NCBI's taxonomy places the organism in Eukaryota, Viridiplantae, Streptophyta, Magnoliopsida, Solanales, Solanaceae. Gene Ontology annotation, cellular component: nucleus. The transcript has a single exon. Gene Ontology annotation, biological process: positive regulation of DNA-templated transcription. Gene Ontology annotation, molecular function: transcription cis-regulatory region binding; DNA-binding transcription factor activity. Bases 559 to 978 code for a protein of 139 amino acids.